AUGUCCUAUGGCAAAUCGCUCAAUCUGAGCCAGAACACCUUUCUCGCUCCUCCCGAGGCCGAGGUUGACAUUCCAGAAAGCGAGUAUUCAUACAGACAGAGCAGACGCACCACGAAUCUCUACGAUGCUGUUGCUGGCCGCGUCAACCGCAAAGGACACCAUCCAGCGGAGGCUUUUGCCUCCCGCUACCGCGACACAGCCUCGUCGGGAGCUCGCUCUCUGCGGCCGGAGGAGGUUCUUUUUCGCACGCAGCACAACGUGACGGAUUCCGGGGAAGAAGGGAAUUACUUUGCACAUGAGAAUCUACCCUCCGACGUUGCACUCCCGAGCUCCGAGCUCCUCGAGGCUAUUCACGCCUACACAGCUGAUUUUUACGAAUUUGCCACGGAAGAUCAUGGCCUCCACGACCACCAAAGCAUGGACGAGACAGCCCUGAUUGCGAUGGGGAUCCUGGUAGAGGAAAUGGCUAAAGAGGCCCUGGGCGAAACGGGUGACUUGGUGCUCGUGGAGGGAGAAGAGCUGACCGACGACGAGCAGGCGGGUGUCGAAAGCGACACCAGCGCCGGAUCGCAGUCCCGAGAGCGCACACGGCGGAGGAAGAGGUCACACACCGGCACCAACAGCAUGGUUAGCUCACAGGAUAAUCUGAAGGGCGUGCGGCGGAAGUUCAAACGGCGAAAAUUGAAGGGCGGGGCUUCCACUACCGACGCGGACACGGAACUCGAUGAACGAUGA
This is a messenger RNA of Penicillium canariense, 735 nucleotides long. RefSeq lists its product as uncharacterized. Gene Ontology annotation, molecular function: RNA polymerase I cis-regulatory region sequence-specific DNA binding. Lineage: Eukaryota; Fungi; Ascomycota; Eurotiomycetes; Eurotiales; Aspergillaceae. Bases 1 to 735 code for a protein of 244 amino acids. The transcript is spliced from 2 exons. Gene Ontology annotation, cellular component: RNA polymerase I upstream activating factor complex. The record is from RefSeq and is a predicted model, not a curated record. Gene Ontology annotation, biological process: nucleolar large rRNA transcription by RNA polymerase I.